AUGGAAGCUGCGGCGAAGACGGUCGAGGUGCUGUCCAAGCGCAUCCUACCAGACAAACCACAUCAUCUGUCGCUCUCUCCCACCCGGCGCUACUGCCAGCUCCCGGAAGGCGACGACGCCCGCUCCUCUCGCGGCGCCAAACGCCGCUUCGAGGAAUGGCACAACACCCGCCUGCAAUACUCCACCUUCCUGUCCGAAGCCGACCGCGGCACCCUGUUCACCCGCUCCUACUACGACAUGCGCGAGGAUCCCUCGGAACCCCUGCCUCGCGACGUAGGCGCCCUCUCCAGGGCCGCCAACGCCGGCGAGAAGAAGAAGCUGUCCCUGAGCGACUACAGGAACAAGAAGACGGGCGCGCUGCUGCCUGCCUCGGCCUCGCCGCCCGAACCAGAAGCCGCGGCCAAGAGGAAGGAGAGCGAGCGCGCCGCGCCGGCAUCCGUCCCCUCGGCCGCGUGCCGCCCGCCCACGCCCACGCCCACGCCCGUCGACGUCGACGGCGGCAAAACGCAACACCAAACGCAACACCCGGGCACGACCCGACGAACCGACCCCCCCAACGGCCCCAAGACGCGCGAGCCAGCGUCCCGCUUGUCCGGCGGCGCCAAGGCGAAACCGAGUCGCGACCGUGGGCCCGCGGCCGCGGAAUCGAGGCUGCCGCCGAAACCUGCCUCGCUGCCGCUCAAGCCGCCGUCGCCCGCGGGCAAGCGACGUGUGCUCGACGCGGAUGAUGAUCGCCCUUCGAAACGCUCCAAACCGGACGACCGGCCACAGCUGCUCAAUCGCGACGAUGCCCACCGGCGUAAGGACGGCAAACUCCCACCAUUGUCGCGUGACCGUGACCGUGACCGUGACCGUGACCGUGACCGUGAUCGUGAUCGUGAUCGCGAUCGCGAUCGAGACCGCGGCGGGCCCCCCGCACCACAGCCGCAACCAGCGCCGCCGCCGUCGUCGUCAAGGGAUGACCGAGGACAUUCUGCACACUCAUUGACCAACGGGAGGGCCAACCUUAAAGGCUCUGCUCCGCCCGGCCGCAGCACACCCCCUGCUGGACGGCCGCGAGGCGAAGCUGCUGCCAACGGCGUGCGCCCCAGCUCGGUCAACAGCAACCGGGGGACACCCACGAAAACCGACGCCGCCGCCAAGACAUUCGUACCACCCCUCCUCUCCCCGUUACACCUCAGCUUCGGUGGCCGGGAAAAGCGAUCGCGCGCAGAGGACGACGAUGCAAUGACGAAAAGGGACAAGAAGAGGCGGGACGACGCGGGCGAUGCUGCCGGCGCCGCCGCGACCAAGCCAAAGAGGCUUGCGGAUGCGGCGGCGCCGCCGCCGCCGCCGACGACGACGACGACGACCACCACCACCACCACCAAGAGGCAAAAAUUGCCCGUGGCCAUACCGCCGCUGCUGUCGCCCACGCUGCCUCCAGCUGUCGAGGCCGAGCUGAGACGCCGCAAGAAGUCGUCGUCGGACUCGUCGGACGAGAAGACAAAGGAUGGCCGCGACGCCUUGGGCAUCAAGAGGCACCCGGCGGACGACGACGACGAUAUCAACAACGACGACGACGGUGGUGGUGUCGGCGGCGGCGCGGAGGAGGUUGCCAAGCGCGUCAGCAAGCUUGGCCACCGCAGGAGACUGAUCAUGGUGCUCAGCGUGCCCAAGAGGCUGCGAGCGUCGUUUGCAAAGAUUGUUGCGCGGGCGCCGCCGCCGCCGCCGCCGCCACCGCCGCCCUUGCACAGGAAAAACUCGCAGAGCCAGUCCGAACGGGAGCAGCAAGACCGGAAACCUUGCCGUGCGGCGGGCAGCGACGACGCCUUGCGACCGCAGCCGCAGCCGCAACGGCAGCAGCAGCAGCAGCAGCAGCAGCAACAGCAGCAACAGCAGCAGCAAGCACCGGCGAGGAAGCGGCCGAUGAUGGGCGCCGCCGAGGCAGGCGGCCCGUCCGACGCGACAGCCGCGAAGCGACCGCGCUCGUCCGACGUCGCCGCGGCCGUCGCCGCCCCCGCCAAACUGGGCACGCCGUCGACGCCGUCCAAAAAGACGACGACCAUGUCGCGCGUCAGCUCGACCAACUCGGCGGCCCACACGCCCGCCGAGCCGGCCACCUCGACGACGCCCUCGGCCUCAGCCACGGACCGCCGCCCCAACGGCGGCAGCGACCCCCCCGCGCCCGCAGGCAAGGCGGACAGGCCCGAGGCGCGGCUGAUGAAGGAGAAGGAGGACCUCCUCAAGGCCGUGGGCAAGAAGCUCAAGCACCAGGCCGACCUGAAGCGCAGCCCCGCCGGCCGCGGCGACGCGCGGGCCCCGGCCGACGCCCACGCCCUCAAGCUCGGCUACGUGCUCAGCCUGGAGAGCAUCAUCGCCUUCGUCAUGGGCUUCCACGCGCAGAACCUCCACCGCGGCAUGCUCAGCAAGACGGGCGACCCGACCGGCUGGAACAGCAUGUUCCCGCUCUUCGAGUUCCUGCAGGGCGAGAUGCGCCGCGGCAACGCUGCUGCCGCCGCCGCCGCCGCCGCCGCCGCCGACGCCGACGCGCCCGGCUGCCACCAGCCCCUGUACGCCAUGCUGCUGCUGCUGCACGCCGUCGCGCUCGACGAGAUGCUCAAGUGCUACAUCCACCUCGACAGCCCCGGCGCGCACGGCGUCACCCUCGACGGCCUGGUGCGCAGCGAGCGCCGGAAGCACCGCCUGUGGCUGCAGCUACGUCUACUUCAUCGCCGCUUCCUCUUUGCCGUUCCCAGAGGCUCAUUUUCGUUUCAUCUUCAUAACGACGCAGAUUCCUCAUGGCUUUGUUUUUUUUUUCUUAAUUCAUUUUUCAAGAAAAACCCCGGUAAUGAAUAUCGUCUCUUAAGCAUCAACUUCCUCGACUCGUUCACUUUGGAUAUUUUCUGGGUCAAUCCUCGGGAAACAGGCGGCGUCACUUGCUCAGCAGAUCCUCCAAACCGGAACCCGGAACCCAAGACACGUGUGCGCACACAUGGCUAG
This is a messenger RNA of Ustilaginoidea virens, 2982 nucleotides long. RefSeq lists its product as uncharacterized. Lineage: Eukaryota; Fungi; Ascomycota; Sordariomycetes; Hypocreales; Clavicipitaceae. Bases 1 to 2982 code for a protein of 993 amino acids. The transcript has 3 exons. The record is from RefSeq and is a predicted model, not a curated record.